GAUGGCUUUCUUCCCCGAGUCUUCAUCUGUCGUAGAUAUGGAUAUAGAUGAUGCUACUGGGCCGUCAAUAACUCCGGAAAUAUCUCUAGACCUGCGAUUGCGAUGGCUCGAGACACUUUUGUUCGGCACGCGUCAAGAGGAGCAACGAAGGACCUCACAAAUACAGCAGGGGAAGAGUGGUACUACUCUAAUACGUGGAGCUGAUGACCUGCAGCGGAAACUUGGGGCCAUCGUGCAGAAUAACGAUGGGCUAAAACGCUUUCUAGACCACUCCGAGCAACACGCUCAUUUAUUAACGCCUUCGUUCGCCCUAUCUGGUACACUACCUACGUCGCCGACGUAUGAGAGCAUGACUGCGGCAGAAGUUGAAGCUAUGCUCACCGAGAUGGAGCCCGACAUCCGCGCCGCCGACCGUGAUCUGCGCGAGAUUGAGCUGUUGGAGAAAAAAGAUGUCACUGGUGCAGGAAAGCUCUCAGACUAUGAGAUCCUACAGCCUCGUCUGGACGCACUCAUGAAGGCACACGAAGAAGACCUACAUAAGGCAGCCGAGCUCGAGAAGCGUAUUGCUGCACUCAUGAACCGCUACGCCACCAACGUGGAUACGCUGUCAGAGUUGUUCGUCGCCUGGGAUGAUACCCUCCGCGAUGCGGAGCUCGAAGUCGCGAGGUUGGAGAAGGAGCAUCAGGAGCAGAGACGGCUCGGUCUUGUAUGAUACCCUGCAUCAUGUACUUUGUGAUCACACUUGCAUAUAUACCGUCGCCACCAGCCAUUUUGUCCGCUUUCUUGUCCUGACUCACACCCUUGCCUGACUCGGCAUGGAAGAAAGCUGCCGUACUUCAUUCUCUACCACCACUUGCUCGAUCCUACGGCCUCCGAAAGACGACACUUAUCCCAUAAUCUUCAAUCGCCAUGUCCCAGACCGGUGCCCUGGCAAGCGAAUCAGCAAGCACGAUAGCGCGAGCGGCGAAGACAGCCUUUGAAGCGUCUCAGCUCGUGCCUUCAUCUGAGCGAGUAAACGCUUUGCACGAAAUCCGCAGGGAGCUUGAAAAUGCGAAGGCUGAGAUUCUCGAGGCAAAUCGCAAAGACUUGCAGGCGGCUCAAGCAGAAGUCGAUGCAGGGCGGAUGGCUCAAUCCCUUAUGAAGCGUCUUGAUCUCACGAAGGGAGACAAAUGGGAUUCGAUGCUUCAGGGUGUGACAGACGUCGCAGACCUCCCAGACCCGACCGGCAAAAUUACAUACGCCUGCGAGCUCGACGAUGACCUCGAGCUAUAUCGUGUAUCGUGCCCCAUCGGUGUGCUGCUUGUUAUCUUUGAGGCGCGCCCAGAGGUUGUGGUGAACAUCGCCGCGCUGGCGAUCAAGUCGGGAAACGCCGCAAUUCUGAAGGGCGGGAAGGAGUCAAACGAAACGGUACAGUUACUCUCGAAAGCAAUUCAGACUGCCCUCGCGAAGACACCAAUCCCGAACACAUAUAUUCAGGCUAUCCAGACUCGUGCCGAGGUGUCUGCUCUGCUUGAGCUCGACCAGUACAUCGACCUUGUCAUCCCGCGCGGCAGUAAUAGCCUCGUGCGUAGCAUUCAGAACAGCACUCGCAUCCCCGUCAUGGGGCAUGCAGAUGGGCUCUGCGCAGUAUACCUUGACCAAGCUGCCGAUGCAGAGAAGGCUGCCAGAAUCACUGUAGAUUCUAAAACGGAUUAUCCAGCAGCGUGCAAUGCUGCAGAGACGCUUAUUGUGCAUGAAGCUUUGCUGUCUACAACUUGGCCGAAAGUCGCACGGGCACUGCUCGAUGCCGACGUACACCUCCUCUGCGAUCAAAGGACCCUCUCUGCACUCUCCUCCAUCUCCCCGGCACCUCCAAAACUCUCAACCCAUGUUCGCCCAUCCAAGCCAGACGACUACCGCACAGAACAUCUCUCGUUGACGAUCUCUGUGCUCGCCGUUCCCUCGCUUGCCGCUGCAAUGGCGCAUAUCAAUGCGCAUUCCUCACACCAUACCGACUGUAUCGUGACCGAGGACACCUCUGCGGCAUCGAUCUUCUGCCGUGGGGUCGACUCAGCCGGUACGUUCGUGAACGCGUCGACACGUUUCGCAGACGGCUUCCGCUACGGCUUUGGCACCGAGGUCGGCAUCAGCACCGGUCGUAUACACGCACGCGGGCCGGUCGGCCUCGAGGGGCUCGUCAUCUACAAGUACAUGCUCCGCAGCAAGGGCCCGAACGGGCACAUCGUAGGCGAGUUUGGCGUCGGCGCGGGAAAGAAGCAGUACAAGCACGUCAAGAUCGAUGCAGCGAGUGUGCUCUUCUGACAUCUUUCCUAGUCUGUGUAUACAAAAUAGCAGCGUAUUAAUGGACACGAGCAUGUGUGUAGCAAUGCAUGGUGGGGGGCAUGCUGGAUGGUUUACGAUGACACGGGCGGGUCGGUCUCGUCUAGCCUGGCCUUCUUUUCUGAGGGUGAAGCUGGUGGUUCGUCUUCUGCCUUGCGCUUUAUGGCGCAACUAGCAUCCGCGGUUUCCAUCGUUGGUGCGGAGGCUGAGGCAGCCUCUUCGCUGGUCUGAACCGAUGGCUUCUUUUUCUUCUUCACCAUUGACGUCAGAUCGUUGACCUGCGCAGGAACGAUAGGUGCCGCUGACGCUCCCACGUUAAGCUCGUUAUCGAGAGCUUUUGCAGCCAAGGCGGGUGCAGAUAAUCCUUGCUCGUUUGGAAGUGUCUUGAGCUCCUCGACCUAGAAACCGAUAUACAAUACA
Molecule: messenger RNA, 2739 nt
Organism: Phanerochaete carnosa HHB-10118-sp
Lineage: Eukaryota; Fungi; Basidiomycota; Agaricomycetes; Polyporales; Phanerochaetaceae
Exons: 6
Coding region: 910-2301 (463 amino acids)
Molecular function (GO): NADP binding; glutamate-5-semialdehyde dehydrogenase (NADP+) activity
Source: RefSeq, a predicted model, not a curated record